Cynoglossus semilaevis (tongue sole) is the source of this 1345-nucleotide messenger RNA. It is a transcript of the gene hmgn1a, whose product is annotated as high mobility group nucleosome binding domain 1a. Lineage: Eukaryota; Metazoa; Chordata; Actinopteri; Pleuronectiformes; Cynoglossidae. The record is from RefSeq and is a predicted model, not a curated record. The coding region runs from base 141 to 476 and encodes 111 amino acids. The transcript has 6 exons.
UUAAAGUUAAACAGUAGAGAACACAGUUGGAGGAGGUGUGGACAGAGGUGAAGGAAAGAUACAGUCGCAGUUCUCUGUAAAGAGUUAAAGAUCUUUGUUGUGCCUUCACGUUUGUCUCUUGGUCGAAAUUUUCCGCAACAAUGGGGAGGAGAAAGUCCACUGGAAAUGCAGAAGCAACCACAGAGCCACGAAGGAAGUCUCUACGGUUGUCAGAGAAAGAGACUGAGCCAAAACCACAGCCAGAGAAGACGAAGCCGGCACCCAAACCCAAAAAGGUAAAGGAGCCAGCAAAGGCUAAGCCAGAGGAGAAGAAAGAGCCAGAGGAGGAAGAAGAAGAAGAGGAGGAGGAGGAAGAAGAGGCUGCUGUUGAAAACGGAGCUGAGGAGGCUGCAAAUGGAAACGAAGAAGAAAAAAAGGAGGAGGAGGAAAAGGCCGAAGAAGAAGAAGAAGAGGAAGAGGAGAAAGAAGCAGAGUAGUGUGAACACUUUUAAAACUCAGCUACCAAUGGUCUCUGUCCCUCCCUUCUUGUACAAUGCAGAGAAUAUUUUGAAUCUAUUUUCUUAUGACAGCAGUGUUUUUAGCGACGUGAUCACCAAUACUACAUUAACCAUUCUGUUUUCAUGGCUUCUGUGAAGGGAAAGGCCAGGGGUAUCUUUCGUGGUGCUUACUGUCAUGCUCAUGUUCAGAGUUUGAUGUUCCAUUUUACCUGAGCGUUCCUUGUGAGAUCUGAGGGGGUUUUAGACUUGAACUGCUCUGCAGUAGUAAUGCAUUUAUAUGCUGUGUAUUGUUUUAAAAUGUUCAUUUUUUAUUUUUUUUCUCUAGUACUGGCAUUAGUAUUGUUGAUUAUGAUUUAUGCAGUUUGUGAUGGAAGGUACAUUUGAAAAUGUCAAAUUGAGCUGUAUUCUUGGCUCUGCUCGGUUGAGCUUCAUUAAUCAUGCUUGUUGUGGUUUGUAUUUUUCAAAAUGAUUGUAUAUUCAUUUCAAUCUGCAAAACAAAAAAAAAUAAAUCUUGAUAAGUUCAUUGUAAUUUGGAGAUUCCUCUACUAAUGUACAGCUAUUUGUUUUUGUUUUUUUAAAGUUUUUUUUCACUUGAGUGGUAUUAAAUGCCAAUUUGAAUGUCUUUUCUCUGUGUUUAUUUCAUUGUUUACUCUUACCUGUGGAUUAAAAAUGUCAUAAGAUGUAGUAAUGGUACAUUUAAUUAAUUUUUAUUUUUUAGAAAACCGUUUUGAGAACUCAACAUUUUUAAACAUAACUUAUCUUGAGAAGCUGUGUUGUGUAUUAAGUGUAGUAAUGGCUGCUGUUAUCAAUGUGUUUCUUAAAUAUUUCGGUAUAUAUUGAAUUGAUAU